Huiozyma naganishii CBS 8797 is the source of this 456-nucleotide messenger RNA. It is a transcript of the gene AIM7, whose product is annotated as Aim7p. The record is from RefSeq and is a predicted model, not a curated record. Bases 1 to 456 code for a protein of 151 amino acids. Gene Ontology annotation, biological process: actin filament debranching; negative regulation of Arp2/3 complex-mediated actin nucleation. NCBI's taxonomy places the organism in Eukaryota, Fungi, Ascomycota, Saccharomycetes, Saccharomycetales, Saccharomycetaceae. The transcript has a single exon. Gene Ontology annotation, molecular function: Arp2/3 complex binding; actin binding. Gene Ontology annotation, cellular component: actin cortical patch.
AUGUCUUCACUGUACCACAUCACAUCGGAAACGAAACUUCAAAUAAGGAAAUUCCGCACCUCUACAUCCAGAACUGAGACCCUAAAGUGCCUGUGCAUUGCGAUUGAACCAAAACCUUCGUAUCAGAUAGUCAUUGAUGAAGAGAUACAGGAGGAAUUAGAUUCAGAAUUAGAGCAAUUGAGUGAUCUGUCAGAUAUUUUACCUGACAACAUACCAAGGUUUGUGCUCAUGGCUUACCCAUCAACUUCAAAGGAUGGUCUCAAACAGACGCCGCUAGUACUAAUGUUUUGGAAGCCUCAAACUGUGGUGUCUCAGGAGUGGAAAAUGCUAUACGCUGGUGCCUUAGAGAUGGUCCGAAGUGAAUGUGGCACAUUCAAACUAGUGGAAGUUACUUCAGGUCUUGAAGACGAGGAUGACGUUGACGAGCUACAAGAGCAACUCGACUCGUGCAAUUAA